CAAAGCAUUUGUGUAGACUCAAUAUUCAUAGCCACCUAUAUUGACUGUGAUCAGUGAUUAGUUGUGUAUAAGAAGAUGAAGAUUUGAGUUACAGAAAUCCCCCAUUUCAAUCACCCAAAAAACUCUUCUUGGGAACUAGCAACAGCUCAAGGACACACCAGCAGUUUGAAAACAUGUUUGACCUUUUUUAUCAAUCCAGAAGAAUUGUUCUGGUAAGAUUGCUGGCUGUGUGUCUCUUUGUUUCAGUACUAAGUACAGUUCCAUUAGCCGAUGCGAGAAUUCGUAGAUACAAGUGGGAGGUGAAGUAUGAGUACCAGUCUCCUGAUUGCUACAAGAAACUGGUUAUAGCCAUUAAUGGGAGAACCCCAGGACCCUCAAUCAUAGCACAGCAAAAUGAUACAAUCAUAGUGGAGCUAAGGAACAGUUUGUUAACUGAGAAUGUCGCGAUCCAUUGGCACGGGAUCAGACAGAAAGGAACACCUUGGUUUGAUGGAACAGAAGGAGUGACUCAAUGUCCAAUUUUGCCAGGAGACACCUUCACAUACCAGUUUGUUGUUGACAGACCAGGGACAUACCUGUACCAUGCACAUUAUGGUAUGCAGAGAGAAGCGGGGCUGUAUGGAUCAAUCCGCGUAUCACUUCCUGAUGGAGAAUCCGAGCCAUUUUCGUAUGACUUUGAUCGAAGUAUCAUCCUUAAUGAUUGGUACCACAAAAGCGCAUAUGAACAAGCCACUGGCUUGUCCUCCAUUCCCUUUGUUUGGGUCGGAGAGCCUCAGUCACUCUUAAUACAAGGAAGAGGAAGGUUCAAUUGCUCUUCUCCAAGUGUAGAACCCAGUUCUUGUAACGCCACAAAUCCGGAAUGUUCCCCCUAUGUACUGACAGUAGUUCCAGGAAAAACAUAUAGACUGAGGAUUAGUAGCCUCACCGCGCUAUCAGCUCUUAGUUUUGAAAUAGAGGGUCACAACAUGACAGUGGUUGAAGCUGAUGGUCACAAUGUAGAACCAUUUGUUAUGAAGAACCUAUUCAUUUACUCCGGUGAGACAUACUCUGUCCUCAUAGAAGCCGAUCAAGACCCUUCGCGGAAUUACUGGGCAAGUGUAGCAGUUGUUGGCAGGAACAGGACAACUCCAAAUGGCUUAGCCAUUUUCAAUUACUACCCAAAUCAUCCUAGAAGGUCUCCUCCAACAGUUCCACCUCCGGGCCCUAUUUGGAAUGAUGUCACGCCAAGAAUCGCUCAGUCUCUUUCAAUCAAGGCGCGAGAAGGUUACAUUCAUCCUCAUCCUCUAAAACCAGAUAGAGUCAUUGUGUUUUUAAACACACAGAACAAGAUCAAUGGCCACAUUAGGUGGUCCGUCAAUAAUGUCUCUUUCGAACACCCCCAUACGCCAUACCUAAUCGCGCUAAAGGAGAAUUUGUUACAUGGAAUCGAGCAGAACCCUCCUCCUAGUGGCUAUGAUUUCGUGAACUAUGACAUUUUUAGUGUCGCGAAGAAUGUGAAUGCCACGACUAGCAACUCCAUCUAUAGGCUGCAGUUUAACACAACUGUGGACAUCAUUCUUCAAAAUGCAAACACAAUGACUCCAAACAAUAGUGAGACACAUCCAUGGCACCUCCACGGGCACAAUUUUUGGGUACUCGGAUAUGGCACAGGCAAAUUUGACAUGUACAAUGAUCCAAAGAAUUACAAUUUGGUUAAUCCAAUCAUGAAGAACACAGUGCCUGUUCAUCCUUAUGGGUGGACUGCUUUGAGGUUUCGCACUGAUAAUCCAGGUGUGUGGGCUUUCCAUUGUCAUAUAGAGUCUCAUUUCUAUAUGGGCAUGGGUGUUGUGUUUGAAGAAGGGAUAGAGAAGGUGGGACAAUUGCCAACAUCUAUUAUGGGAUGUGGUGAGACCAAAGGUUUCCAAAGGCCUUAACGUUUUUUUAAUAUGUUUCAUAACUGUAAAAUAUUUUUUUUCACACCAUUUUGUGGAAUGAUUCUUGUGUGGGAAGCACAAUUUUUCAAAAUGGGUGUCACGCUUUAUACGUGUUCCAAUUCCGCAGGCGCUUUCACGCUUUAUCGUAGCACUGUGAUUUAGAUUUUGUUUC
Molecule: messenger RNA, 2085 nt
Organism: Cornus florida
Lineage: Eukaryota; Viridiplantae; Streptophyta; Magnoliopsida; Cornales; Cornaceae
Product: L-ascorbate oxidase-like
Exons: 5
Coding region: 174-1913 (579 amino acids)
Cellular component (GO): extracellular region
Molecular function (GO): copper ion binding; oxidoreductase activity
Source: RefSeq, a predicted model, not a curated record